AUGGCCAAGCCCAGGUCUGCUGAAAGCAUUCCGCACGUCACAGAACUGGGCCAAAUGUUCAGCCAGCCCCAGGCCAGCAGCUUGGCCAGCCAAGACGGGGUCUGGAAGAAGAGUCAUGGAGAAGACAGUGAGGAUGUGAGGAUCCUUCACACAACCAAGCCCCAGGUCUCUAAAAGGGCACCCAAAAGGGAUCAUAUGCAUACAACUGUGACCCCACCUCCAAGCAGGAAGCCCAGGACUAUGGCAGCAGAUCCCUUCAGCAAGAAGCCGGAAUCUACAGCAGAGAUCAUUGCCAAGGAGCAAACUUCAAGGUCACCAUUUGGGAAGGUUGCAGGGUCAUUCCAGAGCCAGGCAGAAGCCAAGGGCUCCCCCAGCCACAGGAGUGGCAGCUCUUCCACACCUGCUACAACAACUGCCACAGAACCAGAUUGGGUCACAAAGGCAGAGAAGCAAAAUGAGGCAGCAUCAUGGAGCACGGACAGAGAGUCGCUUCAGAGCAAAAUCACAGUUCCCAGGGCUGGAGAAGCAGAAGGAGAUGCACUUGCGCACAGCCUGCCAGCUGUAUCCAACCCUUCUCACACAGCAGCCUGCAAGCCCAAGACCCAUGUGGUGUUCCUGAAGGUGCACAAGAGCGCCAGCAGCACCGUCAUGAACAUCCUGUUCCGCUUUGGUGAGAUGCACAACCUCACCUUCGCCCUUCCCAUCAACGGUGCCAGCCAGCUGGGUUACCCACGCUACUUCCUGGCAGAGUCUGUGGAGGGAUUCACCGUAGGCAAUGCUUCAGAGUUUAACAUCAUUUGCCACCACAUGAGGUUCCAGCAGGCAGAGGUGCAGAGGGUGAUGCCAAGCUCCACCUUCUACUUCUCCAUCCUGCGGAACCCCAUCCACCUCAUGGAGUCCUCGUUCACCUACUACAAAGGCUGCUCCCCCUUCUCCCGUGCCCAGAGCCUGGAGGAGUUUCUCAGCCAGCCAGCCAGGUUUUAUAAUGCCUCGGCCCCUGACAGCCACUAUGCCAAGAACCUCAUGGCUUUCGACUUCGGCUUCAACCACAAUGGCAAUUUCUCUGCCAAGCACAUGCAGCUGAUGCUGCAGUACAUUGAGGAGGCCUUCGACCUUCUCCUCCUCUCCGAGUACUUCGACGAGUCAAUGGUGCUGCUGAAGGAGGCACUGUGCUGGGAGCUGGACAGUGUCGUGUCCUUCCCACUCAACAGCAGGGAGGGAAGCACCAGGUCACCCCUUUCAGAGAGCACAGCAGAGAAGAUAAAGAGCUGGAACAGGCUUGACUGGGCAAUCUACAGACACUUCAACAGGACCUUCUGGCAGAGGAUCGACUGGAGCAUGGGCCGGGAGCGCAUGCAGCAGGAAGUGAGGAUGCUGCGGGAAAGGCGGGAGCAGCUGGCCAAGACCUGCCUUCAAGGGGAAGGCAGUGUAGGCCCCCACAAGCUCAGGGACAAGUCACUGGCACCGCUGCAGUAUGGCAAGGCCACAAUUCUAGGCUAUAAUCUGAAGCCAGGGCUGGACGAGGUGAUGGGGCGGCUCUGUCAGCGCAUGGUGACACCUGAGCUGCAGUACAGCAGAUCCCUGUACAGGAGACAGUUCCCUGAGAAGGCCUAG
Messenger RNA from Mauremys mutica (yellowpond turtle), 1614 nucleotides. Its product is annotated as galactose-3-O-sulfotransferase 2-like. The transcript has 2 exons. The record is from RefSeq and is a predicted model, not a curated record. Gene Ontology annotation, molecular function: galactosylceramide sulfotransferase activity. Gene Ontology annotation, biological process: glycolipid biosynthetic process. Lineage: Eukaryota; Metazoa; Chordata; Testudines; Geoemydidae. Bases 1 to 1614 code for a protein of 537 amino acids. Gene Ontology annotation, cellular component: membrane.